Prunus armeniaca (apricot) is the source of this 399-nucleotide messenger RNA. NCBI's taxonomy places the organism in Eukaryota, Viridiplantae, Streptophyta, Magnoliopsida, Rosales, Rosaceae. The record is from the annotation of a GenBank genome assembly.
AUGCCUGCUUUUGAUGAUGUCUAUUCAACCCUUGCCCUCGCCAUGGGAGGCCCCCUCACAAUCACGAUCUUUUUUUGUUGCAAAGACCGCACGCCCAAUGAUCAUUUUCCGAGCGAUGAUGCACGGCACGAUGAUCUCGAAGCAGGUCGACCGCCGUCAAAUCUUGGUCGUAAUAUUGCUGCAGUACAGCCGCCGCAGCAGGCCUCAAUCGUCUUCACAUAUACUGUUACUACUAGUCCUGAGUGUGUAAUUUGUUUGGAGGAGUUUAGGGAGGGGCAAGAGUGUCGGUUGCUUGCUAUUUGUAACCAUUCGUAUCACACGUCCUGCAUUGAUCAAUGGCUAGCCAUAACGGAAAGCAACUGUCCUCUUUGCCGUGCUCCUGCUCAAAAUGUAUCUUAA